CUCUGACCAAGCCUGGGCUCUCCAGGCAGCUGGAGGGGUCCCGCGGAGCCUGUUGGGGCAGUAAGUUCGACCAGGGCCACCUACGCAUCUGCAGCCAUGUCGGGCCGCUCGGUGCCACAUGCCCACCCAGCCACCGCGGAGUAUGAAUUUGCCAACCCCAGCCGCCUGGGUGAGCAGCGCUUCGGAGAAGGCCUCCUGCCAGAAGAGAUCCUGACCCCCACUCUCUACCAUGGCUACUAUGUGCGGCCCCGGGUCACCCGAGCUGGGGAGGGCAGUAGGGCAGGGGCCUCGGAGCUCAGGCUCAGUGAGGGCAAGUUCCAAGCUUUUCUGGAUGUGAGCCACUUUACCCCAGAUGAGGUGACUGUGAGGACUGUGGAUAACCUGCUGGAAGUGUCUGCCCGCCACCCCCAGCGCCUGGACCGCCAUGGCUUCGUCUCCAGAGAGUUCUGCCGCACCUAUGUCCUGCCUGCUGACGUCGACCCCUGGCGGGUCCGCGCCGCCCUCUCCCACGAUGGCAUCCUUAACCUGGAGGCGCCUCGGGGUGGCAGGCAUUUGGACACAGAGGUCAAUGAGGUGCACAUCUCCCUGCUCUCUGCGCCUCCUGACCCAGAGGAAGAGGAGGAGGGCACCAGAGUCGAGGCCUGAGUGCUACAGACCUGGCACCCAAGGGAAUCCUGAAUCCCAGCGGUGAUGUGGGCAGCUGCCCACCACCCCAGAGGGAGCAGCAUCCUUGGGGGGAGGGAGAGGGCAUGGUCCACAAUGUGUGGUUUGGUCCUUUGGGACAUGCAUUUUUGGCUUAGUUUGGUUUAGUUCUGGGUGGAUGUGAAUAAACCCAAAUCUCAGGGC
Messenger RNA from Talpa occidentalis (Iberian mole), 846 nucleotides. It is a transcript of the gene HSPB2, whose product is annotated as heat shock protein family B (small) member 2. The transcript has 2 exons. The record is from RefSeq and is a predicted model, not a curated record. Gene Ontology annotation, biological process: response to heat; protein refolding. NCBI's taxonomy places the organism in Eukaryota, Metazoa, Chordata, Mammalia, Eulipotyphla, Talpidae. Bases 97 to 645 code for a protein of 182 amino acids. Gene Ontology annotation, molecular function: protein folding chaperone; structural constituent of eye lens.